Molecule: messenger RNA, 2241 nt
Organism: Mycena citricolor
Lineage: Eukaryota; Fungi; Basidiomycota; Agaricomycetes; Agaricales; Mycenaceae
Source: the annotation of a GenBank genome assembly
AGGAGCGAGGAGAUUGAGUUUCUGCACAAUCGCUGCGCUGAAACGAACUCGACCAUGACUCCUCCCUCCGCUCCGAGCCACCCAGCGCAGCCUUCCGCCAAACCGAACCCCUACGCGAGCCCCGACUUCAAGAUCUCGAGCGCCCGCAACCUUGGGUAUCCGUACGAGAUUUGGUACUUCUUCGCAGGCUGCAUCGCGCUCCUCACCCUCGUCAACAUCACUUCGGCGCUCGUCCAUCGUCUUCGUCGCAGGAAUGGAGUCCCUCCCAGUCCUCCCACGGCGUUCAUGCGUCUCCCCGCCGCUUUGAAGUACAUUUUCCGUCGCGUGGCAUUUUACUCGACGGUCUCGUUCGGCGGAUACUCGCUCGAUGUGGCGGAGCUUUUCAUGGCGGUUGGGUAUAUCGGAGUGAUAUUCACUUGGGCGUUCGUGAACACGACAAGUCAGAAGGGCCAACAGCUGCAAUUCUACUAUUGGACGAACCGCGCAGCCUACAUCGUGUCGACACAGUUUCCGAUGGUCGUCGCGCUGGGGAUGAGGAAUAACAUCAUCGGAUAUCUGACGGGUAUCUCGUUGGAUAAGCUUAACCUUCUGCAUCGGGUGGCCGCGCGCGCCUUGUGUGUGCUGAUCUGGGUUCACGGUGGCUCACAGAUGCAUGCGGCUAUUCAAGGACACUAUAUGACGUCGCUCCUGCAGCUGUGGUGGGUGCGGUGGGGUAUCACCGCUGUCACUGCAUUUACCCUGCUCUGCACGUUCUCCGUGCGUCUGAUCCGGCAACGCGCCUACGAGACGUUCCUUAUUGGCCAUUUGCUUGGUGUUUUGUUCUUGCUCGUCGGGGCGUAUCACCACACUAAGGGCAAGCAACAGUCCAUGUAUAUUUGGCCCUCCUUCGUCAUCUGGGCCUUCGACCGUGCCCUGCGCUUCAUCCGCACGUUCAUCGUCAACAGCGGGUACACCUAUCUGCUCGGCAAAUCCGCCGCCCAGUCGGACAUUCUCGACGCCACGGUCGACGUCAUCUCUCCGCACUUUCUGCGCGUCUCGAUCAUGCUCCCCAGCCGCGCCAGCUGGCGCCCCGCCCAAAUUGCAUAUCUCGCGAUCCCAAACGUCAGCCAGACACCUUGGGAGGCGCACCCGUUUUCCAUCGCGAGUCUCGGCGACGGUGAGCAGGAUCAGGCGUCGAUCGGCGGGGGGUCAAGUAACUCGGGAUUGGAGAAACAGCGCUCAUUCACAGAAGCCAACGCCUUGUCUUCAGCCUCGUCGUCGUCGUCGUCGGUGCAGAAGCAGAGGUCCAUGCGUGAGAUGGUGUUCCUGAUCCGUGUCCAUCGCGGCUUCACACGCCGACUUCUCGACGCGGCGCUCGCUGCGAAGGGCCCGGCCAUAUUUGGAGCGCUGGUGGAUGGCCCCCACUGCACGCCGCCCAGUGCACUGGGGUACGCAUCGGUACUGCUCCUUGCAGGCGGCUCGGGCGUCUCGUUCACGCUUCCGCUCCUCCUCGAUCUCCUUCGAGCCGCAUGCGCGAAGGCCAAUCUGUGUUGUGCACGCGUAGUCUUUGUUUGGUCCGUGCGCGAGUCUGACCAGAUCCCCGCGAUAUCACCCCUCCUGUUCCCGGCACUCAUAUCCAACCCGGGGCUCGACGUCGACAUUCGUAUCCAUGUCACGCAGAGCAGGGAGGACACCGACGGUGCGGUGGACGACGACUUGGAGACACCGACCGGCCCAGAGGAAUCAGACACCGAUCUGGCGCGCCUGCAGCGCUUCGCGUGUGUGCGCGUUCAGCGGGGACGGCCGGACAUCGACGAGCUGCUUGCCAGUGAGAUCGCCGCGGUAGGCGGUGGGUCGAUGGCUGUGAAUGUGUGCGGCACACGCGGGUUGGCGAAUCAUGUCCGCCGGGCGCUUAGACGAAGCACUAGCGUAGGCGGAUCGGGAGUGAGUCUGCACGUGGAAUCGUUUGGGGGUGCAUAACGGGGAUGAAUACACGAAACGCAAAUAGACGGCACUCUAGAAGAUGUUUGCUCAUCAACGCAUAAGCACGUACCAUACGGUAGCGGUGCACAGCUGCUCCAGCAGUCCCAGUCUGGUGCCCUUCCCCGACCCUCUCGUCGUAUGUAGAGUGGCAGAUAGAGGAAGUCGGUGGUUCACUAGUAUUGUAAGUUCAAUAACAUGAUUAGAUUUUAGAUCAACACGAGCUCCUUCAAAAACUCGACCAGGGGGUUAUGGAAAGAUGAAAGGUGACGGUCAUGAUCC